UGUGUGUGUGUGUGUGUGUAAGGGGGGCGGGGGUUCUUUGUUGGCCUUCAUCUUAGUUCCAGCUUUUCUUGCCCUGCAAACUACUGACUCCCCACCUGAGAUACAGCCUCUAGCUACAGCACAGAUUAGGGUGUACUCAAGAAUCCAGAGGCUGUGGAAAGCAAGUUCCACGUCUCUAAGGAAUACCCAUUGGAGGUUUGGGAUGCCCAAGCUAGCCAGCUACUCAUGCUAUCCUCCCUUCCACAACCCAGCAGCAGACUGCACAGAACCCUGCCAAAUGUCUGCACAUUUAGAUCUCUGAGGCUAUGGUUGACGCAGAUGCAGAAAGGUUGGGUAAACUGUUCAGUUCCACAUGGGCUGCUUGCCCUAGCUGUUCCAGGGCAGCCCUGCGCAACUGCCUAGCUUGCUGGAAUUUUUUUCUGGGUUUUGCGCAGACCUUUCUAGAGACCCUCCCUUAAGCAUGCUGCUUUCCUGGAGUAGAGAGGCUUCAGUUCUGCAGGCUCCCUUCUUUUGAAACCCCGCGCUGUACCCCUGCAGCCGCCCCAAACUUAGACCUAUCUCCUUAACCCAUCUAUGCUGCUCAGGAUGCCUCCUCCCAGUCGUCACUGGUCGGUCUCACAAACCCAGGUCUGUGCCAGGAUCCCCCGGUGACCGUUGGCGGGAGGGGCUGAGGGCUUAGGAAGGGGGGUGCCCCACCUGGAGGUGCGCGUGAGAAAGGUCAGGGAGGGGGCACGAGUGGUCCCCGGGCCGGUUUCCCAGGUAACACGGGGCCUGGCACGAGGUUCCCUUGGGCUGUCCGGGAGGGGCAGGAGGCGUGCUAGGGGCGGGGGCGGCGCGGCAGCAGUGCAGCUUAGGGGAGGGGACCAGAGAAGAAGGGCCGAGCAAACCCGGAGGAGAGAGGAGGGGAGAUCCGCCACCUCCCUUCAUUGCUCACAGACUUGUUCCCUCCCUGUCUGCGGCUGCUGCUGCUGCUGCAGCAGUGGCGGCGGGACGCAGGAGCAGUCCCCAGGCUGGCGGCGGAUGAGACUGGGACAAACUGAGACCGCUGGUAGGAGUGGACGACAGACAGCUGGGUGGCAUGGGAAUGCAGGUGCCAGGCGAACUAGAGGGUGGUGCUGGGUGCGCCAUGCCAUCGGGAGAGGAUCCCCUCCCCCUCAGCCUCUCUGAAAGCAACAAGAGAACCCCUAAAAGAAGGGCUGAGAAGUGACACCCAAGAUGCUAGGUGUCUACAGAAAGGGGCGGGGAGGAGGUUGGGGGUGGGCAUUUGAACCCAAAUGCGCAGCAGGAAAACCCGCACUGCUCAGGUGGUGCCCAGAAAGGAGGGAAGGGUACAAAAGGAACAGAAUGUCUGGGGUUCUCUGUCAGUCUGCCUGUUGGAGUGUCUGUUAUGUACACAGAUUUUGAUGAGCUGAGGCACCUCCGAGGUGGGAUCUGAGAGACUGGGUCUUGUUUGGUAUGUUGGAUGGAUCCAGGAACAGAUCUAGAGGGGCUCUGUCUAGAAAAGGGUUUAUCUAACCAGGGCUCUCCAAGCAGACUUACUUCACCAAGGGUGUCCCACCUCCAAGCAAAGGAAACUCCAAGUUUUCCUCGUCUCCCUAGGGACAGUACAGGCUAGCCUUGGCCGCCUCACCAAGACUGUCUCCUCCUCUUCCAGGGUUUGCCACUGUCACUGCUCUUCCCUCUUUCCCACGGGCCCUCUCCUAUCUCCCUUCUCUAAGAUGGCAGCCAGCAGUUCUGAGGUCUCUGAGAUGAAGGAGCUAGAAGAUAGUUCCAAGACCCAGAGAGAAGGACCUGGCCAUUCUGAAGCUGGCCUAAGUCCUGUCCAGGUUGUAGCAGAGAUUCCAGACCAGCCAGAGGCCCUUCAGCCCGGCCCAGGUAUCACUGAAGCCCCUGUGGACUCAGGGCCUAAGGCUGAGCUGGCCUCAGAAACCACAGAGACCCCAGUUGAGGCCUCAGAAAUAGUCCAGGCCGCAGACCUCAGCUUAAACCCACCCGAAGAAUCCAAGGCCAGCCCCAGCCCCAAAGAGGCAUGCCAAGAGUCAGCAUCCAAACCAGAUGUGAACAAAGAAGCUGCAGCAGAGCAGGGGUCUGAGCAGCAGUCUGCAGCCCCUCCUGAGCCAAUCUCAGAGCCUGCUUUCCACCUAAAUCCCCAGCCAGAUCCUCAGCCAACUUCCCAGUCUGCUCCUAAGCUACCCCUUCAGCCAGAGGCCCCCACCCAAGAGGACCCUACCACUGAGGUCCCGACAGAAAGUAUAGGGGAAAAGCAAGAAAAUGGAGCAGUGGUUCCCCUUCAGGCCGGUGAUGGAGAAGAGGGCCCAGCCCCCCAGCCUCACUCACCACCCUCAACUGAAACACCACCAGCCAAUGGGGCUCCCCCCCGGGUGCUGCAGAAGCUGGUUGAGGAGGACAGAAUAGGAAGGGCUCAUAGUGGGCAUCCAGGAUCUCCUCGAGGUAGCCUGAGCCGUCAUCCCAGCUCCCAGCUGGCAGGACCUGGGGUGGAAGGGGGUGAUGGCACCCAGAAACCUCGGGACUACAUCAUCCUUGCCAUCCUGUCCUGCUUCUGCCCCAUGUGGCCUGUCAACAUUGUGGCCUUCGCUUAUGCCGUCAUGUCCCGGAACAGCCUGCAACAGGGGGACGUGGACGGGGCUCAACGUCUGGGCCGAGUAGCCAAGCUCUUAAGCAUCGUGGCGCUGGUGGGGGGGGUCCUCAUCAUCAUCGCCUCCUGCGUCAUCAACUUGGGCGGUGAGUGGGGGUCGUCGGGGACAGGAAAGGGAGGAGUGGAAGGGUUGACAAGGGCAGCUUUACUAACCCCUUACCCUGCUCUCUCCUGUCUGUUCUCCCUAUUUCUUUGUCUCUUCCUGUCUCUCCCUGUUUGUCUUUCCCUCUCCUCUCCCACAGUGUAUAAGUGAGGGGUUCUGCCCUGCAUUCCAAGACUUUCCUUCCUGUUGGGAGCUGUCUUGGGUCCAUCCCUACCCUGGGGGAAACCCAGUCCAUGGCCCUGGCCCCCAUCCCUAGGGACCAAGGGAGCCUGAGCAGCCUUGUUUACAGCUCUUUCCUGCUCCUGCAUCCUGCCAGGCUCCACUGCCAGCCACAGGGUUCCUUUCUCCCUGCACUUUUGCCUGCGGAUCUCCCUUCUUGCCUCUUGAUCCCCCCUAACCCUGCACUCGGAAAAACCUCUCUGCACUUCUGGAAGCCUUCCUGAACAUCUAAAUUGUACUCUGCACCUCUGCAUCUCUCCCAGCCCACUGCACUUCUUCCUGCCUCUGGACUCCUCUGAACCUGAAUUAACCCCCACCUCCUAACUGUCAUUGUCUUGGCAUCUAACUCAUUCUUUUCUUCCUUCCUUAACACCUUGCUCCCCUUGCCACAUCCCUGACUCCUCUGCCUUCUCAUCUCCCUGCUACCAUCUUCACCUUCCUGCACCACUUAUUCUGUAAAAAGCUGCAGUACUUAGGUCAGGCUGAGGGAGGAGGACAGUGUGAGGAGAGGACUGCCUAGCUAGGGGCUCUGACUGUUCUCUACUGGGGACCAUCUGGGCCCAGGCCAUACCCUGACCCCAAUCCCUAAGGUGCCUACCGGGUUGCAGAAUUGGCAAGCCAGGCCUCACCUGGGGGAAGGUGAGAGUGGGAGUCCUCAUUCUAAACAUCCAGGGGAGGAAGGAGUGCCGCAGCCUGAGUUGACCUGCCCAUUCGGGCUUUUAACCUCAGAGUUUCUUGUUUGAAGGUCUGGGGGUUUGGGGCCAUUCACUUGCUUUGUAAACAAUAGAAUUAAAAAAAAAAAAAAAAGAAAGAAAGAAAAAAAAGGACCAAAGUUC
This is a messenger RNA of Cricetulus griseus (Chinese hamster), 3814 nucleotides long. NCBI's taxonomy places the organism in Eukaryota, Metazoa, Chordata, Mammalia, Rodentia, Cricetidae. The record is from RefSeq and is a predicted model, not a curated record.